Lytechinus variegatus (green sea urchin) is the source of this 6089-nucleotide messenger RNA. Its product is annotated as remodeling and spacing factor 1-like. Gene Ontology annotation, cellular component: RSF complex. Lineage: Eukaryota; Metazoa; Echinodermata; Echinoidea; Temnopleuroida; Toxopneustidae. The record is from RefSeq and is a predicted model, not a curated record. Gene Ontology annotation, biological process: regulation of DNA-templated transcription.
AACGCUAGGUUCGAUGAGCAAUGGCGUCUGUGCACAAGUUCCCUGAUUUCGCCGUAAUAUGCUCCUUUUUGGAGCGUUAUGGCGAAAUGCUGCAGCUUCCCGACCUCACAAUACCUGAGUUACAAGAAGCUAUAGAAGAAACAAAAUGUGAAGUUCCCAUUUUAAAAGAGAUGAUCAUCAAGCUGAUGCGUCGUCUGAUAAAAAAUGUGAACGCUGAUAAGUGGGAAAGACAUUUAGUCAAGAUAAGUCGUUAUUAUUCUGGUAUGGCAGCGUGGGAAGUGGAUACUCUUGGAUAUACUCAGAGUAAAACUGAAACAAAACUAGGUCUCCUAAAGUUUCUUUGUGACAGUCAGUUUGACGAACCCAAGUCCAAAUUCAAGCUUGCCGUGAAUGAGUUAGAACCAGAGACGUUACGUAUACAGCCCAUUGGGAGAGAUAAAAUGGGACUCGUCUACUGGUUCCAAAAGGAUCAUGAUGCCAACAUCAGGGUCUACAGGGAGGAACAAGAUGAUAUCGACAACUCAACUUGGCAGAUGGUUUCACAGGACCGAGACGAUCUUGCUGGACUACUGGCAGUGCUCAGAAAAGGAACCAAUAAACUCAGCUCAUUAGACCUCAAGACAGAUGACUCCGAGUCGACCACGACAUCCCUCACAAACGAAGAGGAGACGGAUCUCGACAUCAAGGAAGAAAUUGCCAAGCUUCGCCUGAAAGUGACCUUCAAGAGAGAAACUGACUCCAAUGGUGUUGAAAUGGAACCCACCAUAGAGGCUGAAGUGAAAACGGAAGCGGAUGUGAAGGCAGAGACAUCAAGUCCUUCAGUGAAAGAUGAGCCAAUGGAUAGUGCGGAUGGAGGGAAAGGAGAAGGAAUGAAAGAAGAACCGAUUGAACCUUGUGAUUUUAAGGAGAAUAUAUCUGAAGUGAAGACUGAAAUGGAGACAGAGAAUUCAACAUUAGACGAUAUUAAGAUCAAAGCUGAGGAUAUUAAGGUCAAAGCUGAAGACGUUAAGACCAAAGCGGAAGAAGCAGUAGCUAGUGAUGACAUGGUAGAUGUAAAAACAGAGGAGUUGAAACCCAAACAGGAACUAGCCCCGUCUAGAGGGUCAGUGAUUGUGAAAGUUGAAGAUCAUGUCAAAGGUUACACCCCAGUUCCAACACAGACUGCGGCAGAGAAUGAAGCAGUGGUCACAGAAGGUGAUGGUGUUGAGAAGACUGUUCCUGGAGAGGGCAGGUUGAAAGAAUCUGCAGAAUCGUGUACGAUUCAAUCACCCGAUCAAUCUAGGGUAUGUGAUAAAAUGGGAAGUAGUGAGAUGGAACAAUCAAAAGAUGUAAGUAGUGAAAGGAAAAUAGAUGAGCUGAAGGAUAGACCUGAGACCUGUCCAACCUCUGCAACUGUUUCUGACCUAAAGGAGUCUGUGGAAGUCACUGGAAGGGCACCCAGGCCAGCUUCUGCUCCCGACCUGACAUCAUCCAGUGCUCCUACGGUGACCGUCACACCUGCUAAAGCCCUUGCAGCAGAAUCAACGGCAUCCUUGUCCACACCAUCCCUGAUUCCUAGCCAAGCAUCUCCAAGGGCCCGGACGCCCACCACGAGCAUGUUCAUGAGACCAUGGGAAACCACCCCUACUCAGCUAGAGAAAGAAAAAGAGAAGGAAAAGGAAAAGAAAGAAAAAGAGGUGGAGGGAAUAUCGAUAGAUUCGGUUCAGAAAGAAGGAACUGGUGCAGAAAUGCAGCCUAAACUUGGAUUAGAAAAGACAGGCUGCAUAGAUGGACAAACACUAAUGAAAUCUGAAGGUGAAGGAUCAAAGGAUAUAGAGGACGAAACUAGGGAUGGCAAGUCUCUUGCUGAGAUAAAGAAUUCAGAAGAUGUUUCGAAACCAGAUGAGAAUAACUCAGUAUCACAAAAGACUCUUCAGGUGACAGAGACAAGCAAUGAGCAAGAAGAGGGUUCAGCAAGAGCAGACACUUCAGAAAUUUCAGCUUUGUCAGAUACAAAAGAGAAUGGACAGACUACGGAUAUUCCUAAGGAUGUCGCAGAUAACAACAAAGUAGCCGAAUGCGAGCCAGAUCGGGAGGCACAGGAAACCAAAGAUGCUGUUUUGAAGGAGGAUGAUACUGCUCCUGAAGCAUCUGUAGAGAGAACAGAUGGUGUAGAAUCAAGGGAAAGGGUGGAUAAGCAAGUGGAAGACAGGGAAAGAGAAGAAGAAAAACAUGAGCAGAAAGAGGCUGAUGAUAAACUUGCCACAAGUGAACUUGAUGAAAAUCAAUUGAAAGGAGACUGCAAAGAGUCUGAUAUUGUAAUUUGUGAAGAAGGGGAAAGCAAGUCUGUGGAUGUGGAAGGAACCGAUCCAAAAGACCAGACAGAUGGGAAGGAAGCAAAAGUAGAUCAAAAAGAAAAGGAGUCCACAGUUGAGGAGGUAACAAUGAACAAGCCUGAGUCAGCAGAGAUAGAAGAGCCUGAUGGAGAAGGCACAACGGAGGAAGCGGAAGACAUUGCGAAGAACAAACAGGAGAAGAGUGAUGAAGAUGGGAAAGAAGAAGGGCAGGACACAACGGAGGAUAAUGAGAAGGAAAGCACAGAAAGAGAGGAAUCUGCUCCGGUUCGGGGGUCUCGUUCUCUGAGACCAAGAAGAACUAAACAAAAAGAGGAACCCGAGGUCGUCAAACCCAAACCAGCUCCGAGGAAAAGAGGGAGACCAAAAAAGAACCUCGAAGCUUCAAGUCAAGAUGAGAAGACCAGUCAGGAUGAAGGUUUCAGCCAGGAAGACGAGGAAGAGAGCAAACAAAAAAAGAAAAGUGUUCCAGAAGAGUUGAUGGAAGAGGAAGAAGAAGAUGAAGAAGACGAGGAAGAAAGUGAAGAUGACGACGACGAUGAUGACGAUGAUUACGGGAAAAGGAAAGCUCCCCAAAAGAAAGGGGUGAGGACCGCCAAGAAGAAACGGAAGAAGAAAAGAAUGCGGUAUACCCCAAGAAGGAAAGCGUCACAGAAAGCGGUCAAUAAGAUAGUAGAAAUGGAGGACGAUGAGGAAGGCGACGGGAAGAAGAAGUCGAUGAAGGAUGAUGAUAGCGACUGGAUUUCGGAAGAAAAUGAUGACACCCCUUGCUGUAAAUGUGGACUGUACAAUCAUCCCAGAUGGAUUCUGUUGUGUGAUAAGUGCGACUCAGGUUUUCAUACGGCUUGUCUCCGUCCACCUCUCAUGGCCAUUCCAGAUGGUAAUUGGUACUGCCCCAAAUGUGAACAUGAGGAACUGAUUGUCAAUCUUGCUGCUAAACUGGAAGAUCUAGAUGCUGACUUGAAAAAGAAGGACAGGAUAGCUAGGAGAGAUGAACGAAAACUGAAAUAUAAAUACACUGAUGUGUGUGCUAUCAAUAUAUUGCCAGAGGAAACAAUGAUAGUUGCGAAGAAGAAGAGGAGAGGUGAAAAGAGGCGAUCACGGCAUGAUGACUACGAAGAAGAAGAAGAAGAGGAGGAGGAAGAAGAAGAUGGUGUUGAAUACGAGGAGAGACGCAGACACAGAUCCCACGGCUCACGAUCCCGUCGAUCGCACAGCUCACGAAGCAGACGAUCGAGAAGAUCCAGACACCAUCGAUCUCACAGAAGCAGACCUCGCCGAUCUCGGCAAGACGACGUUGUGCCGGACUAUGAAGACGAUUACGAGGUCGUGAGUCGAAGGUCACAAAGGUCACGUAAGACCAUAGACUAUAGCUUCAAUGACUUUGACUCGGCCAUCAAAUCAGCCAUUGAUGAGGAGGUGGAGGAACAUAAAAAAGCGGAGGUCGAGUACAAAUCAAGGUGGGGCGUGAGCCGGGGGAAGGACAUGUCGACCAUCAUGGGAGCGGAGGAGGAGGAAGAAGAGAAGAGGAGAGAAGAGGAGGAAGAGGAUGAAAGGGGGAGAAGACAAGAUAGGAGAGGGAAGAAGAAGAGAAGACUCAACGAUCUAGAGUGGUCCAGUGAGGAGGAGAACAGUGAAGACUUCAAAGUUGAAAGUGAAAACGAGAGCGAGUCAGCUGCAGAGGGUAGUAAUUACUCAGACGCAAGCGACGACAGCUUCUUGGGCUCGAGACGACGAUCAUCAAGACGGCGUGGACGUUCGAAGAGAAAUCGUCGCUAUGCCAACAUGCCGAGGAGAAAGAGCGAGAGGGGUCGGAAGAGAGUGAGAUACUACAGCUCUGCGGAGGAUGACGAAGGCAGUUAUUACUCAGGAAGCUCAUCUGGAAGUUUCUCCGGGAGUGGUUCUUCUGAGGAAGACGAAUGGACAUCGGGUGGAAGACGAAAAGCUGCUGCUAAAAUAAUCUCGUAUCGAGAGUACUCCAGCGAUGAAGCAAAAUCAAAGAAAAGAAAAAAGGCAGUUCGGACGCCAACACCCUCCCCAUCAUCCUCUUCGGACAAUGAAGACUACACCCAGCGGAAAAGAAAAUUCCGCAUUGAUAGCGACGAUGAGGAUGAAGAGGAAGAAGGGGAAGAGAAGACGAAGUCGAAGCGAAAGAUCGAAAGCGAUAGCGACGACAGUGACAUUGGAAAGAGGAAAAAGAAGAAGAAAAGCAUCGAGCUGCAGCGGUCGUCGCUGCGGAAGUUCUCCACGCGGAUUGAUUAUAAGAAAAUGGCGGGUGAGAGCACGGAAUCGGACGAAAACGAUAGCAGGAGCGAGCAAUAUCAGGACUCGAAUAAAGAGAACGAGGAUGAAUCGGGUGAGGAAAGCAGCGAGGAGGCUGUCGGCCAGAAAGUAAGAACUAAAAAACAACUUCCUCACGGGAAGUCAUACAUUCCAACGACUGUCAAUGGUGAUAGCAGUACAGAAGAUGUCCAUGAUGGUGGUGCGACGGUUGGUCGGAGGGGGGCUAACGGAGAGGGGGCUAUAGGGGGGCAGAAGGGUGCUAACGGUGGCACCGUGAACGGAGAGGAAGAGGAUGACCUUCUGCAGGUCACGGACUUGAUCGACUAUGUCACCCAAGACAUUUGAGCUCAAAGGUCAAAGGCUGUAUCUGUUAAUCUGUAUAUAUGUAUUGUGGGCGGAUACUCAAGUGUCAUUUUUGUUUUGUGUCUACAUGUACAUGUCAGAUUGUAAUUAUUUUGUCGCAAUCAUGUUGGGUUUUUAGAUCGUGAGGCGGAAACGCCGAUAGACGAUUGAAAAUCAACACACGAUACUGCCAAUUAAUCAUGGUCUUCAGUAAUUAACCUAACUACUGGGUUAAUUUUCAAGAUUUUCUAUACACAGGCUUAUUUCAGCUUGAUUCCAUACUAUCAGUGUGUGUACGCUCUCUUUUAGCCCCUUCAAUGAAGAGGAUUGUGAAUUUAAAAUGAGUAAUGGAUAUCGGCUGUAUUUACCAAUAAUAGUUUGUCGUGUUUGGGUUCAAGAAUAAAAGCCUUAAGAAUUGUUACGCCGAAAUUGCCAAAGUAUUGUAAAUCAUUCCUAAAUUUCAUUUCACAAUUAACAUCUCAAUUCAUCAAAAGACACUCAUAACUUUCCUUGAUUUACUGACAACAAGGUAUGUUAUCAUGAGGAUGAAAAUAUAUUUUAUACCAAUGUUUACAAAAAGCUGCUAAAUUUAUACAUACGCUGUAUGAUCAAAUAUUGAUGAUAAUUUUGUUGUCUUGAAGGUCCAAAUACGUCUUUGCGACUCUCUACAUUACUACAUAUGAAAAUUGAACCAAAAUCAUGAAUCAUCUUCAAAUUAUGCUGAGUUCAUUAUGAAAAUGAAGUUCGGAUCAACAGAUAACAUGGAAAUUUAAAGUGAAAUUGUCUCUUAAAUUUUAUUUAUGAUGUAUCAUCAUGCUUCUCAUCUAUAAUGCAGAAAUAGUAGUGAGUGGUGAAGGAUCCCAAGUCGCUAAUUGUGAUAACUGAGCAUUAUUAAGAUGUGUAAUUGUUGAGAAAUUUACAAAACAGCAUUGCAUUAACAGCCAGAUGUCUGGUUUUGCGCCCGGCAGGUGUUUCAUAAAGCUUUUCAUAAAGUUACGAGCGACUUUAUAAACAACUGGUAACCAUUUCUUAGGAACUACAUUAAAGCCGAUGGAAAUCUGGGGCCCGUUGCAUAAAACUUCUUACCUGAGAAAACUCAGGUUGUUUUUACCGGAGUUUUUGCGCUGUGGU